AUGCUGGUGGCCGCCGGCAUGUUCUUUGGCUGGCGCGGGCUGCUGGUGGGAGGCAUCCUGUUAUAUGUCUACACGGCAAACCAGCAGCCCCAGCCUGCCCCAAACCCAGCCGGCACAAACCGGCGUAUGGCCGCCGCCCAGGACUACUUCCAGCAGAUGCUCGGGCAGGCGCCGCUGGGCAGGGGCGGCACGGCGGCGGGGAGCGGCGGCCGCGCGCCGAACAUCUGGAUGGGCAUGAAGGUGGGCCAAGCCCGCAAGAAGUACGGGAUCACAUACCCGACCCUCUACGCGCCUCCCGGCCACAAGGAUGAGAAGGCCUUCAACUGCGUGCAGCGCGCCCACCAGAACUCUCUUGAGAACCUGCCCUCCUUCUAUGCCCUGCUCCUCACCGCCGGCAUCAAGGCGAGUGGGCCCAGGCUUGCACACAGCUAUCUCAUCAGUGCCUCCAUCGCCGGGGCGGUGGCGCUCGUCGGCCGCAUCUUCUUCUUCAACGGCUACAGCACCGGCGACCCGAAGGCCCGCUACCGGGGAGGCUUCACCCACUUUGGCACACUCGCACUGCUGGGCAUGGUCAUCGGCUGGUCGGCUCAGCUGCUGGCGCCUGUGGUGGGGCUGUGA
Messenger RNA from Chlorella variabilis, 618 nucleotides. RefSeq lists its product as hypothetical. Gene Ontology annotation, molecular function: glutathione peroxidase activity; glutathione transferase activity. Bases 1 to 618 code for a protein of 205 amino acids. The record is from RefSeq and is a predicted model, not a curated record. Lineage: Eukaryota; Viridiplantae; Chlorophyta; Trebouxiophyceae; Chlorellales; Chlorellaceae. Gene Ontology annotation, cellular component: nuclear envelope; membrane; endoplasmic reticulum. The transcript has 7 exons.